Hippoglossus stenolepis (Pacific halibut) is the source of this 4044-nucleotide messenger RNA. RefSeq names its product phospholipid phosphatase related 3b (gene plppr3b). Lineage: Eukaryota; Metazoa; Chordata; Actinopteri; Pleuronectiformes; Pleuronectidae. The record is from RefSeq and is a predicted model, not a curated record. The transcript has 8 exons. The coding region runs from base 201 to 2411 and encodes 736 amino acids. Gene Ontology annotation, biological process: signal transduction; phospholipid metabolic process; phospholipid dephosphorylation. Gene Ontology annotation, molecular function: phosphatidate phosphatase activity.
ACAGUUAUACUUACACACAUUCACAGCAACACACAGACACACACCCCGUGCAGCAGCAGCAGCAGCAGCAGAGUCGGUGACUGGUCUCAGGUCUGUGAUAUUUAAGCAGAAACGGAAACAGAACAACAUCUGUUCACAUCUGCAGCUGCAGCGAGAACGUGACGAGAAUCAAGCGGAUCAAUGAUCUGAGAUUCAUCAGGAUGAUGAUGAUGAUGAAUUCGUCAGAAAAGUUGAAGAAGAAACCUCCGAAGGACAGUUUGACUCUGCUGCCAUGUUUCUAUUUUGUGGAGCUGCCCAUUGUAGCGUCCUCCAUGGUUUCUCUUUACUUCCUGGAGCUGACGGAUGUGGUGCAGCCGGCUCAGGUUGGUUUCCGCUGCCAUGACCGUGAACUCAGUCUGCCGUACGUGGACGGAGGAGACGAGCUCAUCCCGCUGCUGAUGCUGCUGAGCCUUGCCUUCGCCGGACCUGCUGCCUCGAUCAUGGUGGUUGAAGGUGUCAUCUACUGCCUGCAGUCCAGGCUGAAGCUGCGCCGGGCGGAGGAGAGCAUCAACGCCGGAGGCUGCAACUUCAACUCCUUCCUGAGGAGGACGGUGCGCUUUGUAGGUGUGCAUGUGUUUGGUCUUUGUGCAACCGCUCUAGUCACUGACGUCAUCCAGCUGUCGACAGGUUACCACGCCCCCUUCUUCCUCACCGUCUGUAAACCCAACUACACUCAGGCCGGUGUGUCAUGUGACAAGAACCCGUACAUCACUAAAGACAUCUGCUCCGGACACGACCAGCACGCCAUCAUGGCCGCCAGGAAGACGUUUCCUUCCCAGCAUGCAACUCUUUCUGCCUUUGCUGCUGUUUAUGUGUCAAUGUAUUUUAACUCGACCAUCUCCGACAGCACAAAGCUGCUCAAACCCGUCCUCGUCUUCGCCUUCGCCAUCAGCGCAGCGUUAUCGGGUCUGACGCAGAUCACUCAGCAUCGCAGUCAUCCCAUCGACGUCUACGUCGGUUUCCUCAUCGGAGCCUUUGUCGCCACCUACCUGGCGUUUCACGCUGUGGCUAACUUCAAGUCGUCUGAUGACAACACUCCACCCCUGCCUCCCCCUCCUCCAAAAGAAGACCCUCUUCGAGCGCUGACAGAGCGAGGACACGAGUCCGUCUAUAACAAGGGACCCGCCUCCGCCUCGGAAAGUAACGAUGAGAUUGCGGCCGGUCCACCCCCCAUAGACCGGCUGGAGGGCCUGGGGCCCCUGCAGAGGGAGAAGGCCUCCAUGGGGAGCCUGAAGAGGGCCAGCGUGGACGUGGAGCUGCUGGCUCCUCGGAGCCCAAUGGGGAAAGAGAACAUGUUGACCUUCAGUCAUACGCUGCCAAGGGCCAGCAUGAGCAUCAACGGGGUCUUAGGGGCCAACGAGAGACCAGAGGACCCGGUUCAGCCGGUUCAACCAGUGCAGCCGGUGCAGCGGCGUCUGAAGGCCGUUCAGGUUCCCAUGGAUCCAAUGCGUUCGCAGCAGCUGGUGUCGGAGUGGAAGCAGAAGUCGAUGGAGAUGAGAGGCCUGAGCGUUCGGGACGAGGCGGAGCGGGAUGCCAGUGAGGACGGCUCGGAUGUGGACUUUGUGGGGACUGACGAUGGGGGGUCUCAGGUUCCUAUCUACCAACCUGUGGUGCAGUCAGGGAGGUCAGCUUCCAGUCAAAACCCUACUCCACCUCAAGGGGGCGCCAAAGCUGUGGCAACUCCCAGACCACCACAGAUUCCUGAAGCAGGACCCCCACCAGUGUCGCCAAAGAGCGCCCUGACCCGCGCCAAGUGGCUCGCUAUCCGGGAGAAGACAAGUGGGGAGGGGUUGGCCCGUGCUGCUGCUAACCAGCCACGACUCAUGCAGGUCAUUGCCAUGUCAAAGCAGCAGGGACUCCUCCCCUCCUCCUCCGGGGAGAAGUCCUCUGAGACCACCUCCACCUGCUCCGGUGCCUCCUCCACAACCAACUCACCACACUACCGCCCCGCCUGUGAGCAGCAGCGGGAGGGGUCGGGUAUCAUCACAGUGGAUGCCCAUGCCCCCCACCAUCCUGUUGUCCAGGCCCUGCCCCCUCCUCAGGCCCCAUCCCUCACAGGUAAUGGUAACCCGUGGGAGUUGGCGGGGGCACCCAAUGGGGGCGACUCGCGGGACACCUACGACCUUAACAGCCUGAACCGAGGAGACUCGGUCACACACAACAGCAGCUUCCGGCCACACCGAUCCACCUCAAGGUGCACCACUAUCAACCCUGCCCUGCCCCCUUCUCACUCCCAGGAGGACAUGUCGGUGGAUGCUAAGAUCGACAUGAGACGCAAGACGGCUCUAGUCCUGCUGGAUCGAGAGAUUCGUAACCAGAGUGACCAGGAAAACUAUUAUAAGAGUUUGCAGGGACGGAGGUUCAAGGAUUAGUCUCUUACCCUUCAAAAUAAAAGCCUUAUUUUAAAACUGGUCACUAACUGUAAAGAGCCUACUCAGUGAUGCUCGGAGGCUCAAGUGUGUCCAUCAAUCCUGAUUUUUGUCCACUGUCGUCCAUCAGAGGCACUGUUAAAGUUAUAAUAAGAAUGAAACAUUCAGUUAUUACACGUCACACAGAAUACAAGAAAACAAACUAGUUCACGAAUAAGUUAAAUCAGAAACAGACUCAUGUCCCAUGACAGAGAGUUGGAGGAGUGAAUGUGUAGGAUGGGGUUGUGGGAUGAGGCUGUAAAUUAGCCUGAUAUGGUUGGACUUCUUGAAUAAGGGAACGUUAGCAUUACACACAGGCGCUAACGUUGUGUGGCGACUCGUUUACUUUCACUAACAUUAAACCCCCGACUUAACAUUAGCAUUACCAUUAGCAAAGUAAAAUCAGCGACCCCCCCACAGAACAGAGUGAUCUUAUUCGUCCCUCUCGUCAGAAUCGUGAUCCAGACGUGAUCAUGAUCCAGUAAAAUGUCUUCCUGACAACACAGCUGUGAGUUUAUCGGCGAGACGACCGUCCACAGUGUCGGGGUCUCCGAGCAGAAAGCUGGAAAGUUUCCAUGGCAACUCGUUUUUCAAUAACCUGAAGUCAAAGAAAAGAUUUGUGAAGAAGCACAAACCUGAAACGUGCAGUGAAGACCCUGUGGUUAUUUCCUGCGUUCAGAUCAUCAAGACUCCGCCCACUGCUUUCUAACGUCAGGAUGUCGUGGCGGUGUGACAGUGGCGCAUCAGCCACAUGAGAUCUUACACUGACUGUAUAUUACCUGGAUGAGUGUGUUGCGUUAUGAUGGUUUGGUUGCUAUAGUGAUUCUCAGCAUGUUGGUUUGUUUGUGUGCUGCUCUGUGAUUGGUCGAGGCUGUGCGUCCAUGUGAAUGUUUGUAUUUAUGAAAAAUUGACCAACAUGAGAUUAAAUAUAUAUCUAGAUAAUGAUAUUCAGAAUUUAAAGAUACAUUCCAUGAUUUAAAAGUUUCAUGUCUUUGUUACGAAUAUAUAUCUUAAAUAGGCAUUUUAACCCAUAAAUACAAGUUAGUGUCAUCUGCAUAGAAGUUUGUCGGAUGACAAAUUUCUAUGUUAGUAACAACAACCUAAGAUUGAAAAAUAUUGACUUGUGAAUCUGCAAAAGAAACAAAAACUUUGAUGAAGUUUUAAAACCACGUUUAUUAAAAAAGUAGAAGUUUGGACCUAAAGUUGUAAUUUGUUCAAAAUGUUUUGAGCACAAAGUCAAACCUUUCAGAAUAAAAGUCAUAUGUUUGGAUGUAAUAUUAGAAAAUCCCACAGUGACCUGAAACUAAACGAGUGUAUCUGUAAAUCUGAGGCUGAUGAUUGUGUCUGUGUUGUUACUGUGUUUGUGUUGUUGCACGUCGACGGCUCGAUAUCCUCAUCAUCUCUUUUUUUUAUUCAUGAAAACUCAAAAGAAACUGAAUGUAAAAAGCAUGUUUCUGUUAAUGUUGUGACGGGAAAUGUUAAAAAGAAAAAUGUGCUGCUUUGAAAAAUAAACGGAGGAUGGAUGCUGCAUGCUCGUGGUCGUCUGAUGAACAAUAAAAAAUUCCUACUUCUUCGACAUGACAUCCUUCAAAAUGAA